This is a messenger RNA of Octopus sinensis (East Asian common octopus), 9213 nucleotides long. RefSeq names its product methylcytosine dioxygenase tet3-A-like. Gene Ontology annotation, molecular function: DNA 5-methylcytosine dioxygenase activity. Gene Ontology annotation, cellular component: nucleus. Gene Ontology annotation, biological process: positive regulation of transcription by RNA polymerase II; oxidative demethylation. The transcript has 11 exons. Bases 429 to 6893 code for a protein of 2154 amino acids. Lineage: Eukaryota; Metazoa; Mollusca; Cephalopoda; Octopoda; Octopodidae. The record is from RefSeq and is a predicted model, not a curated record.
UUUCUUUCUCUCUCUCUCUCUCGCUCUCCCUCCCUCUGUCGUACUUGUAUGGAGUUGGAAAAAUGGUCAAGCUCUCAGGGUGAAGGAGUCUUUCUUUUCUGGAGAGAGGAUAAAAACAAAAGCAAACAAACAAAAAUUGUGUUUCACUUUUCCUGAUCUUAUUAUCGACUCUCUCUUUCUCUCUCUCUAUACAUAUAUAUAUGCACACACACACAUCCUAUGCAUGUGUGUUAAAAAAGGUAAACUCAUUUUGGAACAUUAAGCUAUUGCAGACAACUUUGUUGUGGGUGCGAGGUGCUGAUAUUUUUUUGUUUGUUUUAUUUUAAAUUUUACAUGGUGUUUCACAUGUGUGAAUCCGUGCCUUUGUCUUUUUCUGUCUGGUUGGCUUGUUCAUCGAUAUCAGUGUGUAAUGCUUUCAAAGUGAUGUGAUGGAUGGAGGAGAGUCAGUGGUGGAAAAUCGUGGGACUCUUAACACAGAGCAGCUCCUGUCUCAAACUGAAUGUCCUUCAUCACAAGAUGAAAAAGCUACACCACUAGAAAGUAAAGAUUCUUUGGAAAAUAAAGAUAAUGACAGUAAUCUGACAACAAACAUUCAGUCUGAUGAUGGUGAACAUCCAGGGAAAACUUGUGCAAUUGAAACUGUAAAUGAUAUUUCAUCAGUCCCAACACAGUCAUUUCAGAAUCAAGUGGAUGGAGAACAAGUAUGUGAACAACAGCAACAACUGCAAUUACCAUCAACACUAUCACCUCAGGAGCAGCAGCAUCAACAUCAGCAUGAAGAAAAGACUAAACAAAAUCCUGAGUCUCAGCAAGAAAAUCAACAACGACAACACUUAAAUGAUGAUCCAUAUGAAUUCAGUAAUGAAAACUUUGAUAAUGCCCCUGUCUCUAAAUUGCCUCCACGAUAUACUGGAGGAAUUCAGACCCGCUCACGAACUAUAAAAGUUCGAGAGAAUGCUAAAUCUGUGGAAUCUGGUGCAGAAAAACCAUUGUUUGUACAGCAUGGUUCUGAUAACUCCAAGAAAAUUCAAAUGGAUGAUGCAUCAAAUGCAGCAACUCCUUCCAAAUUGGAUUCUGGAUGCAAUGACAGUGAUCAGCACCAAAACUGUACCAUUAAUGGUUUUUCACAACAAGAAACAUCAUCAGUGACUCCUGGAGAUUCCAAUCAGGUACAUAAAACAUUAAGAACAGCACAGGAUAAUCUCCCAGAGGAUGCAGUUUCAAAUGUUCCAAAGUCUCAGUUAUUUAACAGUGAUGUUUUUCAAAAUCAAACUCAGGAAGCUGAAUCUAUGCAGUCCCCAAGAACAACAUUAUCAAUCAAGGAUAAUUGUGACAACAGUAUUGUUUCUUCAUCCUGCUGUUCAACUGAAAAGAACUCUGAAAUGGAAAGCAGCCAUAUUAAUAAUGAACUCCAGUCCAUUCAACCAGAGAUGAACCAUCAAAAGACAUUACAAUCUCAGGGAUAUGCAUUUACUGAAUUAAAAUGUGUUAAUAGUAACCAGUUGCAAAAUAUAACCAAUAGUUUUGCUGACACUCAUCAGAAAAAUGUUGAUGAUGUUCAAGAAGGAAAUAAUUUACAUUUAAAUCAAAUAUCUUGUAAUCCCAGAACUGGAACUUUUGACAAUGGUUCUCGCAGUGAAAAAGGCUAUUCUCCAGAUUCAGAUGUGAUGGUUCCUCUAAGAGAGAAUUUAGAAGUUAACACCAGCUGUGAACAAAGCCUGAUCUCAAAGCAAUCUAACUCUGCAGCUGUAAGUAGUCAAAUGACUCCCCAUGUGGCACAGUCAUUGCCUCCUUCUGUAUCAUAUGAAAAUAUGUUGUGUAAUGAAAUUUCUGAAGAAUCUGUUAGAAAGAACCCUCUAAAUAUGCUAUGCCAAUUAUCUGAAUCUAGAAAAAGUCUCAACACUGAUGACAUGUUGAAAUCUAAGCGACUGAAAAUUUCUCAUUCAGAAAAUUCUUCUUCUUCUUCAUCCCACAUACCUCCAUCAUCAUGGCCAGCUGUGACUACUGUUAUGUUACAGAGUCCUAGCUCAUCAGUCCUUUCUCCAAUCGCGCCAGUUGAUAUGUCUAUCGACCGGACACAAUUGUGCUCUAGUAAUUCAAAUGUUGGUAAAACUUUAAUAGAAACUAGUAAAACAAAUAAUGUAGACUCUGUUAUUGUAAGCAAUGUCUCAACUAGUUGUAAUGAUCUGAGUAAGACUCUAUCCAUGAAUGAUCAAAUUAUGAAACCUACUUCCAAUUUACCAUAUUGUUAUGAUAAAUCAGGAAACACUUCUCAAAUGUAUAGAAAAGAAGAAACUGAUUCAAAUGUCAUAUUAUCUGACAGUCAGUGUAUUGCAAGAAGUUACAGUCAUGAGUCAUCUUCUCAUUCAGGAUCUUCAAAAGAUGACUUAGCUCAAAAUAUUUUAUCACCUGCUCAAAAUGUUGUUAUUAAUUCAGUUAAUUCAGAUAUUCAUAAUUCAUCAACUUGGGUGCCUGAUAGCUCACAGUAUAAUGAAAGAGCAAAACUUAACCAGCCAAGGGUGUCAGCUAGGUCUGGUACUGCAUCAAAACCAAGAACUGUAAAAUCUCCAUCAUACAGAAGUCAGAUAAAAGUAACAAAAUCCAGAAGUUCUUUGAAAAAUCUACCCCCUGAUAACAGAAUGCUUUCAGCUGAACACAGAAUGCAAUCCGCAUUAAAUGAUUCUAUGUUCAACAGUCAGCUUCAGUUAUCAGCGUUUGAUCCUCUACCAAAUGCUAUGAACCUUACAACAAUGCCUGCCAAUAUUGCUUCUACAAAUCCUCUUCAACAACAACCUGAAUAUAUGCAGUAUAAUAAAGUACAAUUUCCUCCAAAAGCUCACAGCAACCUUUCUAAUGUACAAUAUGGUUCCCAUGCCUCUUCAAGAUAUGGUAAUAUACAAAUGGGAGAUCACAAUGUAGCAGUCUCGUUUCCAGAGCAUGCUUCAAAAUUAAAAACUGAUAAUAUUAAACAGCAUCGAUAUUUACCACAUCAUUUGCUUGGAAUGCCAUUGAUUAGUGCUAAAUCUAUGAGUGAUCAUGUUUGUUCUGCAUCUAAUAUAGUUACUCCACAGUAUACUUCAAGCAUUUAUACCUGUGCUGCCAACAAAACUUCUUAUAGUUCAAGUACAUUAUCCAAUCAAUCCAAUCACCGAACUUACAGUACUUUUCCACCUCCUCCACCCCCAUACCCAAAGCCUCCUUCAUAUGAAGAAGUUGUUAAAAAUAUGGUGCCUGCUUCAAUCAAAAAAGAGGAUUUCCUAUCUGACCAACAAUACUUUGGCAGCAGUAGGAAAUCUCUUUGGCAGCCAUUCACUGAGGGAAAUGCUAAUAUGAUUCAGGUAAAAACUGAACCAGUUUCUGAUAUUGACUCUUCUGUUGAUGUGGCAACAUCUUCAUCCUUAAAACCUGUUUCAUUAGUCCCUUUGCCUACAUUUCGGGAUACUUUUAGCUCAAAUUCAAAGAACUCUCUGAUGAGUAUGUCUUCAAAUCAAAUGACUGUACCAUCUUCUCAUUCUGUAAAUAAUUACCAAACAAUUCAUCCUUCUAGUUCAAGUGCACAUAUUUCCAGCCAAUCAUUGCCAAAAUCUCAGUGUAUGGAUAAAGUAAAGCUUGCUGCUGCUGCUGGCUCUAUUACCAAUAGUGAUUUAAAACCACUCAAUGCAUGUACACCAGAAAUAUCCCCUGACAAUAAUACACAAUUUAAACUGAAUAAUAUAAAAAUUGAAACAGACAAACAUGGAAAUCCAUUAUCUUCAGAUGUUAAAUAUAAAUUUUCAAUAAAUAAUUCAAAUUUUACUGACAGUAAUUUUCAAAGUGCUUUCCUUAAUUCUUGUCCCAAAAAUACCAAAAUUCCUAGUGAGAAAAUGGCAAAAAUUUCAGAUGCUUUUAAUUCCACUGUUAAACAUAUCUUUAAUAACAAAUAUUCUGCUGAUACUAAGAAAAAUUCAUGUUACGAGGGCAAAAUGGAAUCUAAUCCCCAAGUGAAAACAGAACCUCAGGAAGAUACUUUACCCCAAAAUUCUCAAAAUGACAAUAUGAAAGAAAAUGAUGAUGGUGCUAAUUUAUUUAAUCGACUCAAAGGAAAUAUAAAAGUAGACAUUCCAGACUGUAGUUGUUUAGGACCAGGAUAUGUUCCUAGUGAAGCUGUUGAAGGGCCCUUUUAUACUCACUUAGGAGCAGGGUCUUCAUUAGAAGAAGUGAAAAAGAUAAUGGAAAAUCGAACUGGGUUAUCUGGUGAGGCUGUUCGUGUAGAGAAAAUUAUUUAUACUGGAAAGGAGGGCAAAAGUAGUCAGGGCUGUCCAAUUGCAAAGUGGAUUGUCCGCAGAUCUGGGGUCGAAGAGAAAGUUCUCUGUCUUGUCAGACACCGACAGGGACAUUUUUGUGAAACUGCUUGCCUCAUAAUAUGCGUUGUAGCCUGGGAAGGUAUUCCAAACAGCAUAGCAAAUGAGAUGUAUUCCUACCUAGUGCCAACAUUGACAGAGUUUGGUUUAGAAACUGAUCGACGCUGUGGAUACAAUGAACAAAAAACCUGUGCUUGUCAAGGUAUGGAUAUAAAAAAAAGAGGUGCUUCUUUUUCUUUCGGGUGCUCUUGGAGUAUGUAUUUCAAUGGAUGUAAAUUUGCUCGAAGUAAGGAUGCUAAAAAGUUUAGACUGAAAGAUACAGUAUUGGAUGAAGUUGCAGAAAAUAAAUUCCAGAGUUUAGCAACAAGACUUGCUCCAUUAUAUAAAUCAGUGGCACCUGAAUCCUACAACAACCAGGUAUUUUUUGAAGACAGUGGUUAUGAAUGUCGCCUUGGUUACCGGGAUGAAAAUUCAAAACCUUCACGGCCAUUUUCUGGUGUGACUGCCUGUGUGGACUUUUGUGCCCAUUCACAUAAAGAUUUGCACAAUAUGAACAAUGGAUGCACUGUGGUUGUAACUUUGACAAAACAUGGACCUCUAGAAAAACCAGUUGAAGAGCAACUACAUGUUUUACCCCUUUAUAUUUUGGAUCUCAAAGAUAAAAAGUUUGAAGAAAAAUUGAAGAAAGGAUGCGUUGAGAUUCUCGCAAACUAUCCCAAGAUUGCACAUGUUCGCGCUACUCCAGUAACACCUAAACGUAAAGGGAAGAAUAAGAAGGAUAGUCCUUCUAACAAAAGAGUCAAUUCUCGCAUGAGUUCACCCAGAAAAGCAACUUUUUUGAAUUCAAAGAAUGCAAAUCUUAUGUCUCAAGCUGCUACUAAUGCUAAAUCUAACCUUUGUUCUAAUCUUCCUCAGAAUGCCAUGGCAAAUAUCUCUGGAUAUAAGAACAUCGUUGAUAAAAUUAACUUAUUACAGAACAGCACAGUAAAUAAUAUAUCAUCAUCAUCAUCAUCAUCUGCAGCAUCAGCAUUGUCAUCAACAGCACCACCUCAAGCAUCAUUGUCAUCACCAUCAUCCUUAUCAUCAUUAAAUACAUCAUUAUCUUCUUCAUCAUCAACACCACUAGCACCUUUACCAUCAUCACAAUCAUCAUCAUCAUCAUCGUUUAAAGUUGGCUCGGUAGAAGAGAGUAACAAAAAUUCAAAUGAUCAGUCAGUGAAUAAUGUUGCUCCUUUAAAGCCCCCAACAAAUGCACAGUCAAAUAAUGAAAACACGUACAAUCAGUUUUGUAAAUAUUUAUAUUCUCAUGGUACAUUCCCUCCAGCAAAUUUUCUGAAGGAUGGUGAUUCUGAAGCUAUAAAAAUGCUGACUGGCCAAUCAGCAGCUAUUGGCAAAGAUGGUCUGAUAGAUCCUUCAUUGCAUCAGCAGUUUAGAAACAUUGAUCUCCCUAAAACCUAUGAGGGUCUAAAGAAAAUGUCAACUGAUGUCUUAUUGCCAACAGGAUCAGUAUGUAAUGUCCCUUUUGUUAACUCUAAUGUUAAAGACAGUAAGCGUCCCUUCUCUGCAUCUAGUUUAACAUCAGAUGACUUUGAGUCUCCUCUACACUUGUUAUCUGAAGCAGUUAUGAUUCGGAGCCAGACUGCUGUAGAAAAAUCACGAACAGUUUCACCCCAGUCACAAGCUGGUGUGAAUAUAUCAACUCCAAGAAAGCCAGCUCCAAAUACAGAAUUACCAGCUGCUGUUAUGGGUGCUGCCAAUCAGAAUGCUGUAAAUUUUUCUAACCAUCUAUCUAGAAAUUCAUGUUCAAAUGCUAAUAUACCAUUAGAUUUAUCAAAAGACCAACAUUCCAGACUAUCAUCUCUUAGUUCUAAUUUUGAUAGGAAAGAUAUUUUUGAUAAAGUCAAUAGUAAUUUAUGCCAAACUAGUGUUUCAUCUUAUUCUCCUUCAAAUUCUAAAAACCUUACUUCAACACCGCCAUUAAGUACGCCAUUUUUACAAGCUGAUGGAUCAAUGGAAGACUCUCGUUUGAAUGGCAACAGUGCCGAACUAAUUAGCUCUGAGCUUGAGUUCAAUGAACAAAGCUUCAGAGAUCCAGAUAUUGGAGGUGUUGCUAUUGCAUUAACACAUGGUUCUGUGUUAUUUGAAGUUGCUAAGCGAGAGUUGCAUGCAACAACUGCUCUUCUGAAUCCUAACAGAUUUUCACCAACACGAAUUAGUCUAGUAUUUUAUCAACACAAAAGUAUGAAUUUACGUUACCAUGGCUGGUAUGAGAACGAACGUAAGCUUGAAUUACAGCGUCAGAAACGACUACAAAAGAUGAAAGAAGAGACAAAUAAAAACAUUCCCCUUCCAAGUGAGGAGUUGAAACCUGGAAGUAAGAAGAGGCGUAAAAAGGAAGAGACAACAGAGGUAAAGAGCCCUGCUCAGUACAAGUAUAUGUGGGAGACAGCGAUUAGACAUACUGUAACUCGAACAACAGACACCGUGAUCACUCAAUCUAUAGAUCCUCAACCUACUGUUACGGGUCCUUAUCAAAAAUGGAUCUGUCAAUGAUUUUUCUAAUUUUGUUGUUUUUAUUAACUAAUGAAAUGCAUUAUAGACAAAUAAUUUACAUCUCAUUAACCUUUAAGUAAUUUCUUCAUUCUUUUAUAUGAAGAAAUUAUUUUCUCAUUCUUUUUUACUGGAAUUCUAUCACUUCACUUCAAUUCGCCCAACACAAGUAAUAUUCUAUUCAUUGCUGUUUUCAUUUAACUUUCUGUUUUAUUAGUAUUAAUUUUUUUCACUUUUGUUGCUUGGAUUUAUGGUUAAUUUAAUUUUUAGACUUAAUUUGUCAGUGAAUGGAAUUGAUAUUAUUCAUUUAACUCGGAAGACUCUUUCAUCAGUUUUGAUCAUUAUUUUUAAAAUCUUCAUUUUUUUAUUUAUGAAAUAUUUAUAACAAAAGUUUUGAAAUUGAUUUUUACAAAAAUUAUUGAAAGAUGUGUAAAUUGUCUUUCAUUGAAAAUUGCAAUUUUUCUCAUUUCUGAGGAGAUCUUUGAUGCUUCAGUUUUCAUUGUAGUGAACCAUACACUUCAGCAGCUGAAGUGUCAUUAGUUAAUUAGUGAUUGCAUAGCAUGUCUUUCAUCCAUAGAUUUCAUUAGUAUUACUGGGUCCUAGUAUAUCAUUAAUUACUGUAAGCCACUAGUGUUUCAUUGGUCUGUACUGGUUCCCUGUAUGCUUUUAGACAUAGCACAACAUUACUUUGCCAUAAAUUACGAGUUUAUAUUGAAUUUUUAUUGCAUUACACUUUGGUACAUUAACAUACAAAAUUUAGCAUUUAAUAAGAAUUAUUUUAAAAAUAUUUUAAAUCUUGAGAGUUUUAUUAUUUUAAAAUUGAUGUUUCAUUUUAAUAAUUUCUAACAUCAGCCAAGAGUUAACUUUGCUUAAAGUUUUAAGGCUACACCUAUAUCAUGAAAAAAGUGAAAAAAAAUUUUUUUUAAUUGGAUAAAAAUAUCAUAUGAAUAUGCUUUUCUUUGAUUUGGUAGAACAAAGCAAAAACAUUUUUUACAAAAAUAUACAACUCAUAUUGACAAAUUUCAAAUUCUUUUUGCUGUUGUUUCCUCUUAUAUUUUUACACUUUGUGGAGACAUACAUAAAUUAAAUCAAACCAACAUCAAUGAACAAUACUAAACUCCUAUUUAAUAUUGUAAAGAAGUUAUAAUUUAGAUUUCUUUUAUUUUUAUUGUCAUAUGUAUUUAUAUGUGUGUUUGUGUGUGCUGUAGGAGAAGAGUGUAUAAUGCAACAUUAUAUUUUCAUUUAUAUUUGUAACUUCAGGAAAAAUGUAGUUAUCUGCUGCUUCCUGUUGACAUUUUUUUUCUUCAAAAUGUAAGGAAUAUAAAUAGCAACAACAACAAUAAUUUCUUUUGCUUACUAUAUGGGCCCAGGAUGCUGGAGACAGAACAAAAGCAGAAUACCAAAUAUAAUUUAAGCAGGGUAUUUACAUUGAGUAAAAGGGUGAAAGCAACAAAAUAAUAUUUUACAACUACUACUUAUAGUAAUAACAACUAGAUAACAGUAAUUCGCAAUAGCAUUGUGGAACAUCAAAAUAACAAAAAGGAAUUCCAAAAAUAGUUGGGGGUAACCACAUAGAGUUAUUAAGGACAUCCUUCAUAUAACCUGGAUUACUUUGACAUACAAAAGGCAAGUGCCUUCUCCUAGUUCUUGCUAUUGGCCGAUAUCCACAUAAUUAAUGUAGGCCCUUUUAUUCAAGUCAGUUUCACCACUCACCAAUUUUUAUAAAAUUUAUUGGAGGGUAGCAUCUCUCUCUCUCUACUCUCACCAUCUUCUUCAAAUGGUAUGUAGAAAAAACUGAUGAGGGCUUGGCCUGAGAGGAAAAGCUUUCCUUAGAGCUUUCAGCUGCAUCUACCACACAAUUUUCUUAGCCAUAACCACCAGGCAGAAGAAGACUACUCACUCUUCCUUAUCAAAGGAAGACAUGGAUUGAUUUCAUGAUAGACUGAGUUGAUAGCCGGAUCUGUCCUGAAUGCAAUAACAACUGUUUGACAUAAACCCAUGAAUAAGUAGUGUACGGGUGCUGAAUGGGUGUGUGCCAGGCAAUUUUAUCAUUGUGAAUGUGUCUUGGGCUCCAAUGUGAUCAUUCCUGUAUUAUCAUUAACAUGACCUUCAAACAUUAGGCCUCACUGAGGCAGUGACUAGUGACCAAGACCUUUAGAAAUAUGAGAAGAUCCGGCAAGCCAAGUGGGACAAUAACUCGUGGCCUAUGCCAGGGGUGUAACCAGCCCACUUAUGCAUACCUUUCCUUCAUUGGACACUAAAUUCUGCUUGCGAAGACCUGUUGAGGCAAGUGAAAUCAAAAUCGAAAUCAAAUUCGAUGACU